Molecule: messenger RNA, 1881 nt
Organism: Nestor notabilis (Kea)
Lineage: Eukaryota; Metazoa; Chordata; Aves; Psittaciformes; Psittacidae
Gene: RNF13
Product: ring finger protein 13
Exons: 9
Coding region: 20-1165 (381 amino acids)
Biological process (GO): protein ubiquitination; positive regulation of DNA-templated transcription; ubiquitin-dependent protein catabolic process
Cellular component (GO): nucleoplasm; cytoplasm
Molecular function (GO): ubiquitin protein ligase activity
Source: RefSeq, a predicted model, not a curated record
UGCAGGUACUAAAUAAAAUAUGCUGUUGUCAAUAGGAAUGCUGAUGUUGUCUGCCACUCAGAUAUACACUAUUCUGACUGUUCAGUUAUUUGCGUUCCUGAAUCUUUUACCUGUGGAGGCAGAUAUUUUAGCAUAUAAUCUUGAAAAUGGAACCCAGACCUUUGAUGACCUACCUGCUAGGUUUGGCUACAGACUGCCAGCAGAAGGCUUGAAGGGAUUUCUAAUAAAUUCAAAACCAGAGAAUGCAUGUGAGCCUAUAGCCCCACCUCCACUGAGAGACAAUUCGUCCAGUGCUUUUAUUGUGUUAAUUCGAAGGCUUGAGUGCAACUUUGAUAUCAAGGUUUUAAAUGCACAGAGAGCUGGAUACAAGGCAGCUAUAGUUCACAAUGUUGAUUCUGAUGACCUCAUAAGCAUGGGAUCCAACGACAUUGAGGUUUUAAAAAAGAUUGACAUUCCUUCUGUCUUUAUUGGUGAGACGUCAGCUAAUUCUCUUAAAGAAGAAUUUACUUAUGAAAAGGGUGGCCAUGUUGUGUUAAUCCCAGAGUUCAGUCUUCCUUUGGAGUACUACUUAAUCCCUUUCUUAAUAAUAGUAGGGAUUUGUCUUAUUCUCAUCGUCAUAUUUAUGAUAACAAAAUUUGUGCAAGACAGACACAGAGCAAGAAGGAAUCGGCUUAGGAAGGAUCAGCUUAAGAAAAUUCCUGUACAUAAAUUUAAGAAAGGAGAUGAGUAUGAUGUAUGUGCCAUUUGUCUGGAUGAAUAUGAGGAUGGAGACAAGCUCAGAAUCCUUCCAUGUUCUCAUGCGUAUCACUGCAAGUGUGUGGACCCGUGGCUGACAAAAACAAAAAAAACAUGUCCUGUAUGUAAGCAGAAAGUGGUCCCUUCUCAGGGGGACUCUGACUCUGAAACAGACAGUAGUCAAGAAGAGAACGAAGUAUCUGAAAACACUCCCUUGCUUAGACCUUUAGCCUCAGUUAGUACUCAGUCAUUUGGGGCUCUGUCAGAAUCUCAUUCCCAUCAGAACAUGACUGAGUCCUCAGAAUAUGAGGAAGAUGACAAUGACAAUAUUGAUAGCAGUGAUGCAGAAAAUGGAACAAACGAAGAAAGUGUAGUGGUCCAACUACAGCCCAAUGAUGAAAGGGAGUACAGAGUGGCAAAUACUGUCUAAGAUUACUAAUGAUGAAUAGUGUACGAACAAAAGCGUUUUGAAGGUUAUACUUCACAAACCUUUACAUAGGGAAUCUCUUUUAAUCUCUAAUCCAUCUGGUUUCUUCAAUAGGAGCAGCAGUUCAUGUAGUAGUACUAUGGUUAAAUCAUUAGAGAUUUAUUUCUGAUACAGGUAUUCAGUCACACAUUCUGUCUUCUCAAAAUGAACAGUUUAACUGGACUUCACAAUGCUAAUAAAUAAUGUUAAUAGUUUAUAUCAAUAGAAAUUAUCACAGACUCUAAAUGUAUCUUGUUGAAAUGGGGUUUAUCUGGAAGUAAUUUUUCUCCAUUUUGUAGCUACAACCGGGUCAUAGUGGUAGCAAUAUUUAUUACAUGUAUGGUAUGUGUUACCCCUUAAGCCCAACAGAACAAUGUAUUUGCAUGUUUGUAUAGAGUUUUCCUAAAAACUGUCACCACUCUUGAAAGAAAAAUGUAGAACAGAUCGAUAUUCUGUAUGGUGGUAAUAUCAAAACAAAGCAGAAGAAAUUCCACUUUUAUCUCAAAGCAGAUUCCAAACAGUCCUUUGGAGUUUGCCACAGUAGCUGAGUUUAAGCAGUUCCAUUGAUCAAUUCCUAGCAUAAGGAAACUUAGAAUAUAUGUUUAGUUUUGAGCAAUUCACAAGAUCCGUCAUAAAUACAUUAGUUAUCCCUACUUGCUACUAUGAUGUAGUCUGGUUUC